UCAAAAAUUUCGUUUUUUUUUUAAGACUUUAGAAGUAUUUUUAUUAUUUUUAAGUUAAGACUACAUAAAAUGAUUAUUAAAAAAAAAAUGUAUACACAAUUUAAGAUUAUCAAUUUGUGAAUUUUGAAUGACACAGUAUGUAUUAGUAUGAUACUUCAAAUUUAAAAUUAUUGUACCUAAAUAUUGUUAUGGCUGAAGAAAUAGAAAAUUUUUACGGAGUCUACCUACUAUAUUGUCUAAACGAAAAGAGCAAAGGAAAAACUUACAUUGGCUAUACCAAGGAUCCUAAUCGCCGAAUAAAACAACACAACAAAGGUGUCAAAAGCGGAGGAGCCAAAAAAACCAGUCUUCGUGGGCCAUGGGAAAUGGUUUUAAUAGUACAUGGAUUUCCCAACGAUAUAUCAGCAUUAAGAUUUGAAUGGGCAUGGCAAAAUCCCAAGACAUCCAGACGAUUGAAACAUGUAGCACCAAAAUCGAGAACUGAAAAGGCUUAUGACUAUUGUAUUCGCAUACUUUCUGAAAUGUUGCACGUGGGUCCAUGGAAUCGUCUAGCAUUAAAUGUCCGGUGGCUGAAUAUGCUUUAUCGACGUGAUUUUAGUGAUGACAAAUUUCCACCCAUGCACAUGUCUAUAUGUCAAGGACCAGUUGUAUGUAAGAAAACUGUGUCACCAAAUGAUAUCAGCUCGUUAGACAGCAGUAAAAGUCAAAUAUGUGUUUUGUGUGCACGUAAUUGUUGUGCAGAAACUAUACUAAAUUGUUUGGAUCCAGAUUGUCAAGCAGUCACCCAUAUUCAGUGUCUCGCCAAGCGAUUCUUAGGAUCAUCUGAUCAUAUUAUACCAAUAGAUGGUGAAUGUCCAGCAUGUGGAACCCGUGUUCUUUGGGGUGAUUUAAUUCGUCGAAAAAAUGGAUGCUAUAAAAAUUUAAUUUCUGCUGUCACAUAAUUAUUUGACAAUUUAUUUAUACAUUGUAUUAUGCCAUUGAUUAUGGUUUGAGUUCCUCUUUAAUAUAAAUUUAAUGUACAGUGUAUUUUUUAAAUGUGUAUUUUUUUUCUUCAAAUUAUUGAUUUUUGUA
This is a messenger RNA of Myzus persicae (green peach aphid), 1071 nucleotides long. RefSeq names its product structure-specific endonuclease subunit slx1 (gene slx1). NCBI's taxonomy places the organism in Eukaryota, Metazoa, Arthropoda, Insecta, Hemiptera, Aphididae. Gene Ontology annotation, biological process: double-strand break repair via homologous recombination. Gene Ontology annotation, molecular function: 5'-flap endonuclease activity; crossover junction DNA endonuclease activity. Gene Ontology annotation, cellular component: Slx1-Slx4 complex. The record is from RefSeq and is a predicted model, not a curated record. The transcript is spliced from 4 exons. The coding region runs from base 189 to 941 and encodes 250 amino acids.